Molecule: messenger RNA, 1799 nt
Organism: Lotus japonicus
Lineage: Eukaryota; Viridiplantae; Streptophyta; Magnoliopsida; Fabales; Fabaceae
Product: cytochrome P450 704C1-like
Exons: 5
Coding region: 112-1644 (510 amino acids)
Molecular function (GO): heme binding; monooxygenase activity; iron ion binding
Source: RefSeq, a predicted model, not a curated record
AAUAAUACACUCAAAAUUACUAUAUUUGAUAUAUAUUGAACUUUUUUUUUCCUUCCAAAUUUAAGGUUUCUUUGAUCAUUAAUCACAAUUCACAACCCCUGGAUAGAAAAUAUGGAACUUCUUUUCACCCUGAUGACUUUGAUAGCUUUCUCUGUUCUGGGUCUCUUACUGGCCUUUUUGUGUUUCAUUAUGAUGAUCAUGUUCAUGGGAAAAUCCAUAGGAGACCCAGAAUACCCACCUGUGAAAGGCACAGUUUUUCACCAGCUAUUCUACUUCACCAAACUCCAUGACUACCACACUCAAAUGGCCAAAACUCAUCCAACUUUCAGGCUUAUUGCUCCUGAUCAAAGCGAGGUGUACACCAUAGAUUCAAGAAAUAUUGAACACAUGCUGAGAACAAACUUUGAUAAGUACUCCAAAGGCAAGUAUAACCAGAACAUCGUGAGUGAUCUUUUUGGUUUGGGUAUUUUUAAUGUUGAUGGUGACAAGUGGAGGCAGCAGAGGAAGCUUGGUAGUUAUGAAUUCUCCACAAGAGUUCUUAGAGAUUUCAGCUGCUCUGUUUUCAGAAAAAGUGCUGCCAAGUUGGUCAGACUCAUCUCAGAAUUUUCCCAUGAGGAUCUGGUUUUUGAUAUGCAAGACUUACUAAUGAGAAGCAGUUUGGAUUCCAUAUUCAAAGUUGGAUUUGGAGCAAAUUUGAACUGCUUGGAGGGAUCAAGCAAAGAGGGAAGUGAGUUCAUGAAGGCCUUUGAUGAAUCAAAUGCUUUGAUUUAUUGGCGCUAUGUUGAUCCAUUCUGGAAGCUCAAGAGGUUUCUUAACAUUGGUGGUGAAGCUGCCCUUAAGCGCCAUGUGAAAUUAUUAGACGAUUUUGUCCAUGGAGUCAUAAAGACCAGAAAAGCACAGUUGGAACUUCAGCAAGACUCUAAUGUUAAAGAGGACAUACUAUCAAGGUUUCUGAUGGAGAGCAAGAAGGACCAAACAACUAUGACCGACCAGUAUUUGAGGGACAUAAUUCUGAACUUUAUGAUAGCUGGCAAGGACUCGAGUGCAAACACUCUUUCAUGGUUCUUCUACAUGCUCUGCAAGAACCCUCUUGUAGAGGAAAAGAUUGCGCAAGAAGUGAAAGAUUUCACUAGUAGCCAUGAAAGUGAACCCAACAUAGAUGAGUUUGUCGCCAAUUUAACAGAUGCCACACUUGAUAAAAUGCAUUAUCUUCAUGCAGCAUUAACAGAGACCUUGAGAUUGUACCCUGCAGUCCCUACGGAUGGGAGGACCGCAGAAGCCGAUGAUGUUCUUCCUGAUGGGUACAAAGUGAGAAAGGGUGAUGGGGUGUACUACUUGGCCUAUGCUAUGGGUCGAAUGUCUUCCAUUUGGGGGGAGGAUGCGGUGGAAUUUCGUCCUGAAAGAUGGCUCAACAAUGGAAUUUUCCAACCUGAAUCUCCAUUCAAGUUCAUUGCUUUCCAUGCUGGGCCUCGUAUGUGCUUAGGGAAGGACUUCGCUUACAGACAGAUGAAAAUAAUAGCAAUGACUCUUGUUCGUUUCUUCAGGUUUAAACUGGCAAAUGGAACACAAAAUGUGAAUUAUAGGGUCAUGUUUACCCUUCACAUGGACAAGGGCCUCCCCCUCCAUGCAAUUCCAAGAUCUUGAGUGUAAUACUGAGAGCUAUAUGAUAUGGCUCUGCCAUCUCUUGCUUGGUAAAAGUUGUAAAAGAUAUGUUGGGAAAACACUGAAAUCCUCUCUUCCACCAAUCAAAUUAUGUCAUGUUAUUUAAAAAUAACACAUGUGAGCUUAUAAUUGUCAUA